AUGUAAAUUUUGUUGAAUUAAUUUAUGAAAGUGAAUAUAGAUGAGGUUGUUAUAGAAGGAUUCUCUAUUGCAUCUAUGAAAAAUAACAACUAUGUUAAUUUUUUGAGUGCUACUAACAUUGAUAACUUGUACAUUGAUUCUAUAGUAGUUUAGUAAAAUUUAACUAAUUGUAUUACAACUUAAAUUUUUAACAUUAUUGCUAGUGAAAUUUAACUUACUGGAUAUUUGAUUAAAGCAUAAAACAUAAUAGAUAUUUCUUUAUUAAAAGUUUCUUUAUCUGGUAUAUACUUUUGCUAAGAAACGAUUUUUAAUUUAGUAAACAUUUAAUAUGCUUCAUUUAAAAGACUUGAAUUAGAAAAGAUAAUACCCUAAUUAUUUCAAAGUACUAUCUUUUAUAUAGAAUAAUAAAAAUAAUUGUACUAUAACUAUUAAUUAUAAAUUUUCUAUUCUGAUACUCAAGCAGAUUUAUAAUCUAAGUAAAACUUAUAAUUCCUUGUUUUAAAUGGAAUUCUGUUUUUUUUAUAGAUCGAAGAUUUCUAAGUAAUAAAUGGUUCUUCUAGCAAUUUUGGUGGUUGUAUAAAUUUCAUUUCAUAAACUGAUUAUACAUAAUCAUAAGUAAUUAUAUCCAAUUCCAAAUUCAUAAAUUGCAAAAGUAAAUAUUCAGGAGGAGCUAUUGCUGGUAUUAAAUAAUUAGAAAUAAAGAAUUCAAGUUUUGAAAAAUGCAGUAGCUAAAUAGGUGGCGCUUUGUAUAUGGUAUAAGAUGACCAAAUCCUUUUUGAUAAAAGCUUUUUCUUACAAAAUAAAGGAUAUUUAGUAGCAAAUAAUUACAAUUAACAAACUGUAGAUUUUGAAAUAGAUGGAAUAUAUGAAUUAAUUAAUCUAAAUGAUGACAAUUAGCUUGUUAAAGUUGAUAAAUUUUUAUAUCCUGGAUUGACAUACUUGAUUAAGAUAUCAAUAAAAGCAGAAGAUGAAUGGUACAAUACAUUCAGUAAUGCUAAUAGUUUUGGAAAUAUUUAUGACCUUUUAAUUAAUCCAUCUAAUAAUUUUUUAUCUUUAACUCCUCCUCAAUUAUUAAAAAUAAAUUUUCCUUUCCUCUUAUGGUAUGCAUUUGAUAUUCCAUUUAAUGAAAAAUAAAUUAUAAACUUUGAACCAAUUAGCAUCAAUUUUGUUCUAUAAUAUACAAUUUUAACUAAUUAAUACAAAAUAAAAAAUGGGUGUAAAGAAUAAGGAAUGGAAUAAGUUUUCUUAGAAAACAAAAAAAAUUAGCAAUUUAUUUGUAAAUAUUGUGAUUAAAUGAAAGCUAGUUAUAAUGGAGUAUGUGAAAAUUGUUAAACUGACUAUUUUUCAUCAUGCUAUGGAAACUACUCAAUGCUAAAAUAAUCUUAUUGGAGAUCAUAAUACACAGUGGACCCUUCUAAUAUUUAUUUUUGCUCAAAUAAUCCUCAGAGUUGCUAAGGAGCCUUAAUUAAUGAGGAUUUAUGGUAGCAGUAUUGGAAAUGA
Molecule: messenger RNA, 1500 nt
Organism: Tetrahymena thermophila SB210
Lineage: Eukaryota; Ciliophora; Oligohymenophorea; Hymenostomatida; Tetrahymenidae
Exons: 4
Source: RefSeq, a predicted model, not a curated record